Cladocopium goreaui is the source of this 2310-nucleotide messenger RNA. The record is from the annotation of a GenBank genome assembly. Lineage: Eukaryota; Dinophyceae; Suessiales; Symbiodiniaceae.
AUGCUGGCCGCUUGCCGGAAAGCUGCAACCCCUUUCUGUGCAAGAAGGCGCUGCAUUUUUGACACGCCUGAAUACUACAACCGCGUUUUUGGAGAAUUAAAACACGGAGAAAUCCUUGAAUGGUACAAUAUUGACUGGCAGGAUUUGAAGCCGUUAUUGGAGAGCUUCUUUCAGUCCAGACCACGGAGAAUUCUUGACGUUGGAUGUGGCACCUCACGCUUGCCUGCGCAGCUGGCCACUCACCAACUAGCCCGACUCAUCGCUGGCUGUGACAUUUCCCCAGAAGCCAUAGCCCAGCAGAAGGCUGUAGCCCCACCAAGGAGUCCAGGAACUAGGCUCAUCUUCAGUGUCGGCGACGUGAGAAGGUUACCAUAUCCAGACUUGUGCUUUGACCUAGUCUUGGAGAAAGGUCUAUUUGAUGCUGUGGGAAGCACUAGGCGGGGGAUUCUGCAACUUCCUACAAUGCUGGCAGAAGUCUGGAGGGUCGUUGCUCCUGGUGGUGCCCUUAUCUCCAUGUCUCAGCCUGGCCAAGCAGAAAUGAAGUCGAGCUCCAGGUCAUGGUUGCAGCAAAUCCAAGAGGCGGACUUGCAUCCAGCACCUGUGUCGGUCAAGGAGGCGGACUUCAGGAGAAAGCUUGCAGCAGCAUAUAAAGAAGCAGACAACAGGUGUGAUGCUUUGCAGAAAGGACUGGUCAACAAGCUUCACUUGACACAAAGGGCCAUGGAAAAGGCACCGCCCCCCCCCCCGCUACAUGACUGCAAGGACAGAUUGAUGAAGCUACACAGGGACAAGACCAAAAAGCGCCACGAGAAGAAGGAGAAGAAGGAGAAGCGCUCAAAGUCCGAAAAGAAGGACAGACGCGAGAGAGUCGACAGAGACGGUUCACCAAAGAAACGAAAACCCAGUUGCGAGCAUGAGUCAGCAGCUUUUUGGGAGUCCUUUCAUGCAGAUGUGGACGAAGCUCAGGAGGAGGUUCCCACAUGGCAGCCGUUGGCACUGCACUGGGCAUCAAUGUCAAAAGCAUCUUCUGAAAGCCAGGUCCCGGUCUACACGACUCCCGAGGAAGCAUUGAAGUGCCUUCCCGAUCGCUUCUUGGCCUUCCAGAAGGCUACAUGGCCCAGCGUGCCGUCCGAAAAAUGCGGAGCCCUAGCUGCGAUUGCCAACAUCAUCAUAGAUCUCGGGCAGAAUGAUCUGGUCUUUUUUCUGCGUUCCCUGGAGCUCACUUUGCGGGAGCGAAGACACAAUGAAGAAGGAGCUGAAGAGGCACGACCGCCUCUCCGACCAAAACCACUUUUCCCUUCUGCCAAGCAGCCACCACCUCCACGUGUCUUGCCAAAGCCACCACCUCCACGACCACCUGAACCACCAUCCGUGCCACCUCGACCUGUGGAACCCUCCCCCAGUUCACCAACUGCAGCACCUGCAGCACCUGCGCCUCCUGCACCUGCUUCACCGUCUUCCUCAGAGACUGAGACAGCCGAAGAAAAAGCAGCGAAAGCAGCAGCAGCUGCUGCACAGAAAAAAGCAGAUGCAGCAGCACUGGACAUCGUCUACGACCUCUGUCAGGCGCACAAAGAGAAGCCUUGCCAUGCAGAUGGUUUGCUGCAAGCGGAGAACUUCAGGAAUUUCGUCAAAGAGGUCUUCACAGCAGCAACCCAGCCUAAUCACUGGGAGGAAGCCUGGCGGAGGACAGCUUUCCCUGAGGAACUCCGAGCUGAGGCAUCUCAAGCCUUUCUGCAGAAUCUUUUGGACUGCGCCACUUCGGAUGUUGCGCAAGUCAAAGAUCCUGUGAUAGCUGCUGCGCUCGCGAUCGCUGCAUUGUCUCGCUCCUUUUACAUCAAGAGACAGUGUGUGGAGGAUUUCUUUAUUGAGAGGAUGCAAUCUGACAGUCCUUCUACGUGGCAAAUCCUGUCAUGGCUACUCUUCCACUGGUUUCCGCAGACUAAGACGGCUGGCUGGGGGUGGUCCCGCAUUGGUUGGUCCUGGCCUGGAUGGUGGAAGGUGGCUGAGCGACUUCUGAACCAAGCCCAAAAGAACUUUCCCGAAGCAGCUUUCAAAAUGCUCAAGGAAGCACUGGUUCGAAUGCAGGCACCAUCUGUAUAUUGGGUGGCAUUGUUGGUUUGGGGCCUCACCGGGCCAACAUGCACGAAGAAUCCCUGUUUUGAAGUCUCCAGAAAAUCUCCAAAUAGGGGCCCCAUUGUACCGUGUUUCUGGAAAUACAGUAUUUCGUCUAUAGUCUAUAUCAUAUUUGAUAUUAUUUAUCAUAUUAUGUUGUUCAAAUUUAUGCUCAUAGACAUAGACCUUUACUGA